AUGAAUAUUCAGCGCAGGCAAAGUGAUAAGCUGCUGAGUCAGCGUAGCCUUGCUUUCUUUGCACGUUCCCCAAUACGGAAGCCGAAGAAGCUUAAGAAACAACCAUCUGUCGCCAGCAUGAAAUUCGGCAAGACUUUCCAGAGUUACCAAACUCGUUUGCACGAGUCAUCAGAAAUCCCAUCCAGGUUCGCUCAGGUUGACUACCGAGCUUUGAAAAAGAUUCUAAAGCGAUGCCUCUCCUCGCGAGCUCACAGCGACGCCAUUCCAGCAUGCGCGCCCAGCCCGCCAGAGGACGCUUCCAUAAACGCCGUCAACUCUGUCAAUUCCGUCAGCCCCGUCGACGUUAUAAACUCCGUCAACUUUGACGCCGUCAAGCCGGCGGCCGGUUGUCCCCAUUGCGACGACAAGUUCUUCAAGCUGCUGGAGGAGGAGCUGCGAAGCAUCGAGCGAAGCUUCACCCGCGAGGCGGCGCGCGUCAUCAGCUGCCAUAACGCGCACGGGCUGUCGGCGAUUCUGUCGCGCUUCUCCGACUUCAGCAAGCCCGAGGUCAUGUACUGCGCAGCGUCGAGCCUGCUGGAGCACCUCGCGCUCAGCUACCUCGCUACAAGGAAAAUCGUUAAGAAGUACGUCAAGGUGCACAGCGCUCAUAUGAAAUCCGAGCCCAGUAUUGGGGAUGAGUCGGAAGGGGCUGACAGCCGCGGAACCGGCGGAACUGGCGAAAACGGCGGAAGCUGCGGAAGCGGCGGAAACGCGGAGGCGUGCAGGAACGGCGGAAACGCGGAGCGACUGGAGGACAUUCGGCUGCUGCAGCAGCGCAUCCUGCGCUCCCCGCUGAUGCUGGAGCUGACUGCUCUUCUGUCCAACCUGAGCUAUGCGCUGGAACAGAAGCAGCUGAAGCUGCAGCAGAAACAGCAGCAGCAGCAGCAGCAGCAGCGGCAUCAGGGUUGCGAUCAUGGUGAAGCAGGUUCCGGCUGCUCGUCAGCACCGCUCUCCAGGGGGGAGAGGCGCGAGCAGCGGCAGCGGCAGCAGCUGUUUGGGUGCGAGCACCACCACCUGCACCGCUACUGCCACGACCCGCGUUGCCCGGGGUUUGACCCCCAGCGCAGCAAGGAGCACUGCGACCGCAAGUGGCGCUACCAGCACCUGCGCUGGCUGCACAUUCUCGCGCCCAUGCAGAGCACUUGGACGGGCGGCGGCGGGGGCGGGAGCGCCUCAGGUGUUUUUUCAGGCAGGCUGCUUUGGAGCCCGGGAAAGGGGGUUGCUGACGGCCGCGCAGCGGAUUCCCCAGGUGGGUUUUCAGGUGGGGGGAGUCCUGGUGGGGCGAGGGAGGUGGAGGAGCGUGUGUGGAGCGAUGAGGAGGACGGCGACGAGGAGGAGGAGGUGGAGGUAGUGCCUCUAACGGAAUGUGGGUGUAGCUUGGACCUUUUUGAACGCUCUGCUGGUGCUGCUGCUGCUGGCAGUGGUGCUGGCAGUGGUGCUGGUGCUGGUGCUGGUGCUGUUGCUGGUGAUGGUGGCGGCAGCAGUGGUUUGGGGGUAUUUGGAAGCGGAAACAGCAUCAGCAGUGGCAGUCAAGGUCAAAGCAGCUCCGAAGGGGCACUGAGCGUGGGGGUGGGUCUGGGAGAGCGGGGCUUGGUAAACGGGUGCAGCGAUAGUGGUGGUGGUGGUGCUGCUGCUGAUACCAUGUGGAGCUGUUUCAGCAGCAGUGAGAGUCUGCUAGGGGGGCAGAGUGUUGGGAGUGAGAACGCAAUGGCUGUCACCUCAGAUGGGACUCCAGAGCGAUUGCCAGGGCAGGAGCAGCAGGUGGGGGAGGAGGAUCAGGAGGAGGAGGAGAAGCAGGCAGAGCAGUCACACCAGCAGCCAGAGCAGCAGCCAGAGCAGCAGCCAGAGCAGCAGCCAGAGCAGCAGCAUGGGGGUUCGGAGCAGGUGCUGGAGUUGCAAUUGAGGCCCGAGUUUCACGCCCACGUGGAGUUCAAGUGCCCCGUCUGCCUUGAUGUGUUCUUUGAUCCCAUUGCGUUAGCCUGCGGGCACAUCUACUGCCGCUCCUGCGCCUCGUCAGUCGCCAAGGUGGCGGCCUUUGAAGACAUCCGCAUGGCGUCGCGCCACAUCACAUGCCCCGUCUGUCGCCAGGCGGACGUUUUUGGGGGCAUGGUGUCGUUGCGAGAGCUGCAUCGGCUGAUUAUGGCUCGGCAACCAGAGCAAUGGAAGGAGAGGAGGGACGAGGAGUUGAAGCAGAGGUUGGCGGAGGAGAGGAAGUAUAUGGAUGAGCAGAUGAGGGUCGCUAUGAGAUUGCACUGA
Messenger RNA from Closterium sp. Yama58-4, 2295 nucleotides. The record is from the annotation of a GenBank genome assembly. NCBI's taxonomy places the organism in Eukaryota, Viridiplantae, Streptophyta, Zygnematophyceae, Desmidiales, Closteriaceae.